Lactuca virosa is the source of this 1779-nucleotide messenger RNA. The record is from the annotation of a GenBank genome assembly. Lineage: Eukaryota; Viridiplantae; Streptophyta; Magnoliopsida; Asterales; Asteraceae.
UUGACCUCAGUACUCCUUACAGAUCAAGAUUUCAUCUCUCGCUCUAUAAAACCCUAAAUCACUAAUCACUUCGCUUCCAUCAAACACCACUCCCUUCUGUCACCAUGACUUCCCUCCCCACCUGCUCCGCCGCAGAACUAACCCCACUCCUCGGCCUUGCUGCCAACGCCACUGCUGCAGCCGACUACAUCUGCACCCGCUUCACCGCCACCUCGGACAAAUUCACCAACACCACAUACGCCAUUGACAACACCUAUCUCCUCUUUUCCGCCUACCUAGUGUUCGCCAUGCAACUUGGAUUUGCCAUGCUCUGCGCAGGUUCCGUCAGGGCCAAGAACACCAUGAACAUCAUGCUCACGAACGUCUUGGACGCCGCUGCUGGAGGUCUUUCUUAUUACAUCUUCGGAUUUGCUUUUGCCUUCGGUGGACCCUCCAAUGGUUUCAUUGGCAAACACUAUUUUGGGCUGAAGUCGAUCCCAUCAGCGGUUUACGACUACAGUUUCUUUCUUUACCAGUGGGCAUUUGCCAUAGCUGCUGCGGGUAUCACCAGUGGUUCCAUUGCAGAGAGAACUCAGUUUGUGGCUUACCUGAUUUACUCUUCGUUCUUGACAGGUUUUGUGUAUCCGAUAGUGUCACAUUGGGUGUGGUCUAGUGAUGGUUGGGCCAGUGCCACACGGACAAGUGGCAGUCUUCUCUUUGGAUCAGGAGCCAUCGACUUUGCUGGCUCUGGUGUGGUCCACAUGGUGGGUGGGAUCGCUGGUCUUUGGGGUGCGUUAAUCGAAGGUCCACGAAUUGGGAGAUUUGAUCGUUCUGGUAGGUCCGUAGCCUUACGUGGACACAGUGCCUCACUUGUAGUGUUGGGCACCUUCCUUCUAUGGUUCGGUUGGUAUGGUUUCAAUCCUGGUUCUUUCUUGACAAUCUCAAAAUCUUAUGGUACUUCGAAUAGUUAUUAUGGUCAAUGGAGCGCUGUUGGAAGAACAGCUGUCACCACAACAUUGGCUGGAUGCACUGCAGCGCUAACUACUUUGUUUGGGAAACGACUACUAGUUGGCCAUUGGAAUGUGACCGAUGUAUGUAAUGGUUUGCUAGGAGGUUUUGCAGCUAUUACUUCCGGUUGUGCAGUGGUUGAGCCAUGGGCUGCAGUCGUAUGCGGCUUUGUUGCAGCUUGGGUUCUAAUAGGAUGUAACGUACUCGCAGAAAAGUUUAAGUACGAUGACCCACUAGAGGCAGCACAAUUGCAUGGUGGUUGUGGGUCAUGGGGUCUAUUAUUCACAGGGUUGUUUGCGAAGAAACAGUAUGUUCACGAGGUGUAUGCAACUGGACGACCUUAUGGGCUUUUAAUGGGCGGUGGUGGAAAGUUACUAGCGGCUCAGAUCAUCCAAAUACUGGUAAUCAUUGGAUGGGUGAGUGUGACUAUGGCCCCACUCUUUUAUGCAUUGAAAAAACUCAACUUGUUGAGGGUGUCAACAGAAGAUGAAAUGCAAGGAAUGGAUAUGACUAGACAUGGAGGAUUUGCGUAUGCUUAUCAUGAUGAAGAUGCUAGUGUUCAUACACCAAUAGGGUUUAUGAUGAGAAAGGUUGAACCAGCAAGUGCAAGUCCAUCACCAGUUCACAACACAACAAGCAUGGUUGUGUAGCUCAACCAUCUCCUCCUCUAUUAGGGUUUUAUGUUGUCAGGGAUAGGAUAGAAUCAGAAACUUCAACAAUGGAAAAAAUUGGCUUUCACUAGUUUAUUAUCAUAAACGGGGUUCGUGAAGUAAGUUGGUUAUCAAUGAACCC